Cladophialophora immunda is the source of this 3768-nucleotide messenger RNA. RefSeq lists its product as uncharacterized. Gene Ontology annotation, molecular function: phosphatidylethanolamine N-methyltransferase activity. The coding region runs from base 432 to 3401 and encodes 989 amino acids. Lineage: Eukaryota; Fungi; Ascomycota; Eurotiomycetes; Chaetothyriales; Herpotrichiellaceae. Gene Ontology annotation, biological process: phosphatidylcholine biosynthetic process. The transcript is spliced from 3 exons. The record is from RefSeq and is a predicted model, not a curated record.
GGCCGAUUGUCCUCCCCUUGAGCAUCCCUGUAUACCGGCACAUGGAUAUUGUGCGCCUUCUUAUUGCAUGUGGAUGAUGUUUCCGGACGACUGCCGCAACCCGUUGACUGCUGGAGGGGACGUCUUGGGCAAAUGGGUGUCGUCAUUUAAUUGGGGGCACGCUGCGGGCAUCAGCGAUUGGACACAGCAAAUUACAGCAAGAAACCAUCUCAUCCGGCUGGACUUGGGCCAACCUCUGCCUCUCUUCACUACACAUGGUCGACUGUCACUGCCUCUCCAAUGCCUGCUUCAAUCCCGCGUCCGUGUAAGCAUUGGCAUGGAUCCGCGUGAAGAUACAACCAACUUACCUGUCACUCCUUUUUCCGCCCUGCGUCGCUCACGCUUGCAGUGCGAGAAUUCUUCUCACCAUCAGCGGUGAACAACCACCCUCAAUGACAGAAAUCAUGGCCAAACCGUCCACUGAGGAUUCCGCCACCGAGAACCUGCGGAAGCGGAAUGCUCCUAUCAGGGCAAAUACGCAGGAAGACGCCAGAAAAGCCGUGCUGGAGUUGAACGCUCUUGAGGAGAGGGAAGCUAAAGAUGAAAAAGAUCGCAAGACUUUUGGCCGUACUCCGGAUGGCACUGUGUUCACUGUCCCACACACCCAUGACAUGGUUUCCCAGCUACUGUCUCCCAAGGAGCCUAAGAACUUGUCAGACAUCAGUGUGCUAUUGAUCCUGUUGCUACACGCUCUCUUGGCAUGGUCUCUGCCCGCAGCCCUGAGAAAACCAGUUCUUGCAGUCCUCUUCUUGUGCUGGCGAGCCGGAUACAAUAUCGGCAUUGGCUACCUCCUCCACAUGCAAUCUCAUCACAAGCUGCUGGUCAGGUGGGCCCGAAAAUCGAAGCUGUUCCCCAUUGCCUCCAAUGGCGAAAAUCCUCAUCCCAAACUCCGCGCGUUCAUCAAAAGAGAAUUAGAAACCAAAAUUCCCAAGGACUAUGAUUUCGACACCGCUCCUCUCGAAUACAACACUUGGUUGGUCUUUCGCCGCCUCGUCGACUUGAUUCUCAUGUGCGACUUCACCACCUACAUGCUCUUUGCUCUGUCCUGUGCUCAUAUUCCUGCCACCGAACCCGCUCCCCUAACAGCACUUCGUUGGAUUGUUGGCAUGUCCCUGUUCGUCUUUAACAUAUGGGUCAAAUUGGAUGCACAUCGCGUGGUCAAAGACUUCGCUUGGUACUGGGGCGACUUUUUCUUCCUUAUCGAUCAAGAGUUGACCUUUGAUGGGGUUUUCGAGAUGGCGCCCCACCCAAUGUAUAGCAUUGGCUACGCCGGCUUCUACGGAAUCUCCUUGAUGGCGGCUAGUUACAAAGUCCUCUUUAUCUCAAUCAUUGCUCAUGCUGCUCAAUUUGCUUUCCUGGUGAUGGUCGAAAGCCCUCAUAUCGAUCGCACCUACAACUCUCCGCCCCCGCGAAGGGCUAUCAAUGAGUUACCAGCAGCAGCGCAGAUGGAAAAGUCUUUGGCCGAGCACAGCUCUACCGGAGAGGUGUGGCCCAGUCCAGCCCACGCGCAACCGUCCCAAACGCACAAUCUGCUGGGUAUCCACAAUAUCGAUCUCUAUCGAACCACAGACACAGCGGUCUUUCUUUUACAAUCCUACCUGUUUGCCUUGACCGUCCUCACGCCCAAUACAAGAUUCUACCAGACACUUUUCGUCGUCAAUGCCACCGUUUGGCGGAUUUGGUACUCUGUGGGUAUUGGCUAUUUGUUGAACAGACAAUCGUCGAAGAAGAAAUGGACCCGUCACUUUCUGAAGUAUGGUGAGAGCACGGGCGAAGCUUGGAGACAAUGGAAAGGCAUCUACCACAUGAGCAUGACUCUCUGCUAUUCAAGUUUUGCAGCUGCUGCUUGGAAGAUGUACCGUCUUCCCUUGAACUGGGACGGUGGGAUGGCACUUCCCAAGCAUGUCAUCGGACUAGGACUGAUUGCUCUCCAAUUUUGGGUUUCAUUCAGUAUCUAUGACCAGCUCGGAGAAUUUGGGUGGUUCUUUGGAGACUUCUUUUUUGACCAUUCUUCCAAGCUGACCUACGGUGGCAUCUAUCGCUUCCUCAAUAACCCAGAGCGAGUUCUCGGAACGGCGGGAGUCUGGGGCAUAGCUCUGAUUACGAGCAGCAAAGCCAUGUUCUGCCUCGCCUUGCUGAGCCACACUCUGAGUCUGGCAUUUAUUCAAUUCGUGGAGAGGCCGCAUAUGCAAAAGCUCUACGGCAGGAGCCUUCGACAAGAUGCUGGACUGGUCAGGAGUCUUCGCAGAUCACUUCCUCCACCUCUGCGGCAAUGGCAAGACGGAAUGGAUAAAAUGCUGGGCGACGCCUUUGAUGUCCUGGAAGAAUUCUUUGAUGCGGCCAAACCGAAACUUGCAGCGGGCGUGACCAGCAUUGUCGAGGAUACUAAGAGCUUAUUGCCAAAGAACCCGCAUCGUUUGACCAUGACAAAGCUGGAGCCGGAGAUUGCUGGGUUAGAUCCGAAAGACUACAAGCUAGAGAUCGAGGGCACGCCGGCAUCUGCCCUUGCUCAUGCUCAACGCUCGAGUGAUAGAGAGUCUGAACAAGGCAGACUCCCAGCGGAACGCACAAACGAUUUCAAAGCCCUCCUUUUUGAAUAUGGUGCCCCCAUCAAAGUCAGAUGGACUGCACCGCUCAACCAUGGGAAGAAGGACUGGAUCGGUCUGUACAUGGUGUCAGACAACAAUUCGCGUGAGGUGACAAGACUAUCAUCAUCGGGAAGAUGGAUCGCCACCAACCGCGACGAGUAUGAAGUCCUCAAUUCCGAAGUCGGCAUUAUAUCCAGCGACGUCAGGAGCACAAUGACUACUGAAACAGGCGAAAUAAAGGAAUGCUUUAACGGGGAGAUGAUCUUCUCAGGCGACAAAUUAUGGUGGACUCAAGGUGUCUUUGAAUUCCGAUAUCAUCACAAUGGCAAGCACAAUGUCAUGGCCAUCUCUCUGCCAUUCGAAGUACGCAUCCCGCGCUUUAGCGACGAUGAUCUCGAGUCCUUCGACACCACGUCCUUGUCGACCCCAAUGUCUCUUCAAAACGAUGCAAUGGUUCGCCACACCAUUGAGAGCGCUCUGUUGCCGAUCGUACAGAAUUGCUUCGACCGUGACCCGGAGAUUGCGCCGCGCACCGUCAAAGAGCCAUUUGGGAGCCUCGUCGAUCGCGAUGGAAAAUAUGCCAAGCGCGUGGUGUACAUUAUCCAUCAGAUGUUUGGGAUAGAGUUUGCGCCGGAGGUCGUCAAAGCGGAUGGGAAAGUUGAGAAUCUGGCAUGGCGAAUCUGGGAGGCGAAGAAGGUAUUGGCGCCUUUUACUAUGUCGAGAUCGAAAGGGCCCGGAACGCCGGUUGAGGUUGAGGUUCAGGUUGAAGAUUGAAACAUUCGUCGAAUGAGUUCGCUCUAUCGUGAUUGCUCGGUGGUCACCGAAGGGAACGGCAAUGACUGGUCCCUUGGGAAUCGUUGUCCCAAUCCUUUGGAUGGGAACAAUAUCCAACAUUCCAGAUUCAAAAAUCUAUGUGUGGUACCAAGCUAGGGGGGUAAAAGCAAGUCUGAUGCGAUAAAGACCCGAAGACUCUCGGAUGGACAGCAAGGCAGGACGGCGAGUCCAGGCAGCCUCUAUCAAGAAACUCCUCCGCUGAUGAAUGUCCCUCCCAGACCUAGGAUCCCAAGUCCGUCCAAUGCUCUAAAUAGUGCGAAUCACCUAGUAGAAUAUCGACCUUGUCCGAUGGUGUGCCAACAACUCC